Messenger RNA from Porites evermanni, 4119 nucleotides. Lineage: Eukaryota; Metazoa; Cnidaria; Anthozoa; Scleractinia; Poritidae. The record is from the annotation of a GenBank genome assembly.
AGAGCUGUGGAAAAGUUACUUGCAAAAGCGGGGGAUAUUCUGAAUGUUGCCAAAAGCGAUGGUUUCACAACUCUUCAUAUUGCUGCAAUAAAUGAUCAUCGUGAAAUAGCCAAGCUUCUCUUGCUACAGGUAAAUGCAGGUUGAAAAGAGGAUUGUUCCAUCAGCGUAAGAGCGUCCCCGACUAGUUGUAUCAGCCGUAUGCGCAAUUUCCUGGGUCUCCUGUGGCCCAACAUUUCAACUCCACUGGCCACAGUAUUUCUGAUGUCCAGGUGCGUGGUGUGGCAUUAUGCACUGUUACUAACAUUCAGCGAAGGCAACGUGAGAUGCAGUUGAUUUUUCAAAUAGGCACCGUUCAGCCGAAAGGACCGAAUAUCAAUUUCAGUUUCAUUUGAAUUGGGACGUUAUAUACAUCCUGCGUGCGCAAUUACGCGUGCGCGUGCUUCGAACAUUUUUAUGAUGUCUAUGAUAUUGCGUGGUACUGUACAACGGUUUUUUCUCACACCGAAGAAGGGUCAUAAACCCGAAACGUUUGUGUUUUUUGAAAACAUUUGACACUUUUCGAUAUUUCUUUUCCGAGUAUCACCUUAUCAGCUGCUAUGCAAUUUGUAGCUUGCGUAGGCCAAUGCGCAUGCGUAAAAGGGAAGGAGAAGGGUACAGGAAGAGGCAAACUGACCUUUCAGCUAUAAAAAGAAAUGCAGAAGUGCAGGACGCAGGAUCGUUUGCCCUAAGGUUGCAAUACCCGCAUGGAUAGAUUAGCUUUUAACCUGAUUGUACAUGCGGCCCAGUGCUGUUUGUUAUAUUUUGCACUUAUGAUAUUAUAAGUAAACUUUCAAAAAAAAAAACUUGGGAGUGAAUGUUGCAUUUUGCUCUGACAUUUUCAGUUUUCUUUAUCAGCCAGGAUGCCGUGUCGAUGCUCCGACUGAGGAAAAUCAGACACCGCUUCAUUUAGCAGCAAGUGAAGGUUACUCAGUCAUGUGCGAAAUUCUCCUGGACUAUGGCGCAUGCGUCAAUGCAAAGGACAAAGACAAUGAUACACCGCUGCAUAUCACCCUGGCAAAGGAAACAAUCUUCAAAGGCAGCAUCGGUCAACUGGUGAGUUGAUCAGCUCGUAACUGAGCGCGAUAGAGGGUUAAGUUUCAAACGGCUCAAGGCCUUUUUUCGUCUCGUCGACAAUACGUAAGUCUGCGCUAACACAGGAAACAGCUUUACUUUUGAUAGGUUGAGAAGGGCGCGCCAAAUAUAUAAUAUAGUCUCAGACAGGCUUUCAGUCAAAUAAAAUAUUAUUAUCUUUAUUUUCACAGUCUGCGCUUCGCUUGCUAUUAAGGGGAAGAAACAGUGUAAGUUAUGCGGCCGUCUCACGUUGUUUGUUAAGCUAUGGUGCCGAUGUGCUUCAAGCGAAUAAGAAUGGAGAAACACCACUGGACAGAUGUGAUGGAACAGAAGUCGAACAACUUAUCCGUGAAAUCGCAAACUCGGCAGGGUACCGUUUGUUUUAUUUUGUUUCAAUUUAGCUUUUAUGAUAGAUUUUACUUUGUUUUCAUUCAUUCAUUCGUCCAUUCAUUUAUUCUUUACUUAAUAUUUAUUAAUUUAUUUAUUUUAUUUCGUAGUAAAGUCAAGCUCUUCAUAGGUAAUGUUACCACAAACAGCGGCGACUGACUGAAAUUUUAAUUAGUGGCAAGCCAUAAUUGGGGAUCUUCUUUUAAAAGCUCAGUAGAGUUUGCUAAGAUCUCCGGUGAAUGAAUGUACUUUUAUCAAAGUAAGAUAUUGUUGCAAAAGAUGGGCGUAAUAAAGGCUGCAGAUUCCUGAAAAAGUAAUUAUAAUACAUAAGUAUACUACUUAUUAACCUCGUCCUUUCAGUUAAUACAUCAAGGCCGAGGUAAUGAUCGAACGGGCGAGGUUUCCAAGUUAUUUGUUAUAUGGCCUUUGUCAUUAUGGACCUGAGCCUGCGAUCAGCCGGUCAGUGGAUAACUUUAAAAUUCACGUUACCACCUCAAUGAGUUGUACGCUUAGGCCCGAUGACGCUGGUCAGGGAUACCCUUUUUGACAGCUGUCAAUUGACCAUAAGGAUGUUUACUAUCAAGUUCAACACAGAUUGUAUAUGCCUCGGACACCCAGCCAGUAAUGUCAGGUUAUUACAAGAAAACAGCCAAUCAGAGCGCGCGUACAAUUGUAGCUAUAUAAUAAAAUGAAUUUAAUUUUAAUGACAUGCUUCUUUAAAUCUCAUGUGGACAUAGCUUCAAUUACGUCAUUUACUGCAAACAUUGUCUAAGCUUCAAAAUACAAAAAAAAAUCAAUGGCAUUCCAGCGGCAGUUUUGAACCAAGUACCACUAUAAUUUCGUAUAACUAAACUUAAGAACUUUGUUCAUUUUUUGUUUUGAAGGUCAUUGCUUGUACUGGAAGAAUUUAAAGUAAAAAGAAUUAUUACCAGGAGUGGGGUUCGAACCCACGGGGACAACACGUCCAUUGGAUCUUAAGUCCAACGCCUUAACCACUCGGCCAUCCUGGUGCUUACGUGGCGAGAGAUUACUUAUCAACUCUAACUAUCUAUGUACACGAUCAACACUGAGAGGAAUUUAAAGUAAAAAAAGAUUACCAGGAGUGGGGUUCGAACCCACGCGGACAACACGCCCAUUGGAUCUUAAGUCCAACGCCUUAACCACUCGGCCAUCCUGGUGCUUACGUAUCCCACGAUCAAGACUGAUGAGAAAACGAAGCAUUAGAUCGAAACUUUGCCAGGUUAAAAUUAUUAUAUGCCCUAGUCAUUAGGUAAUGAAUUUUAUGCUCUUUCCAGAAAUGCACAAGUUAAAAAAGUUCCAAGUUUUGGUGGCACCAAGGUUACAAACCCAGAGCAAAGCGUAUCUCAGGUCUCAAGUCACAGUGGCUCAGCGUCCACGGGGAUGGGGAUGGAGGCUCAAGGACAGGCGCCUUCAGAAAGAGAUGACCAGAACGUUUUUCAGGAUGAAGAAUCCAGUGAGACAGGCCACCAAAGCCCAGGCAGCGCAAUUCUACAAGAUGAUGAAGAUGAAGAAGUGAAUAUGCAAGAAACAGAAGAAGAAGAAGAAAAUCUGGAAAAAGAACCUCCAGAAAACAACCUUCUGGGCAAUACCAUGGAGCAAAUUCAGGUAACAAGUACAAAAUUAUUUAUACGUAUACAAAUGAAUCCUUUGAUCACAAUAAAUCCAAUUGAAGCCGGUGUGCGACAACAUAUGAUAUCAGUCUUCAAGUCUGCAGUCUGCGUUUGUCGCAUACCGAACUGAAGCAGGUUUUGCGUGGCCUUGAUUUAAAAUAUGUUUACUCUUAAGAUCGUCUGAUGGAGAGGUAGACGUAGUUAUCUUAUCCCAUGAAAGGUAAUCUAAGACAGUCAAGGAUUCUGGAUUCCACGCUAUGAAUUCCAGAUACCAGGUACUGGAUUCGGGAUUCCAAUCGUUAUCGGGAUUCUGAACUCCUUGAGCUGAAUUCUGGAUUCUAAAGCCAAGCAUUCCUGAGUCCACAGGCAAAAAUUUGGCAGAUUCCGGAAUCUGGAUUCCCUUACAAGGGGCGAAGUAUCACUUAUUGAGUCCAUUUUAUAAGAAUGAAUAUAAGGAUCUAGAAGUGUCAGAAUUGUUUCUUUUGAAACCAAAGAAAGCAUCAUAUAUGUUGUCUGGCCAUUAACAUAAAGAAAAUCUGCGUUCUUUGGUUCAGAGCUCUUAACUGUCUUCUGAAACUUUCUCACCAUGAGUUUCCAACGAGUUUUCCAAACGUCAGGGUGCAUUUUGUUUUGUUCAUUGUUUCUGUAGGAGAAUAUUGUUCUGGAAGUCACAAAUCAAGUGCCACAAGAAUCUUUCACCGCGGAAUUCUCAAACAGCAGCUCAGAUGUAGCCGUUCAAGUGAAGGAGAUGAACAAUGGAGAAUUAGUGAAUGAUAGCGGUGCGGAUCAGGAAUUUGGAGAAGGGGAACAAGAGCCUAACCAAACAAACAGGCAGAGAGAAUCACAAACAAUUGUAGAAAAUACUGAAAAUGAGGUACAAAAAGGGAUAGAAGGCAAAGAAGAGAAACCAAAGUGCUACAUCUGUGAGGAGAAUGAAGCUGAAGUGGCGUUUAAGCCCUGUGGCCACACUGUUGUAUGCACAGGUAACUAG